This is a messenger RNA of Misgurnus anguillicaudatus (oriental weatherfish), 2006 nucleotides long. It is a transcript of the gene naa40, whose product is annotated as N-alpha-acetyltransferase 40, NatD catalytic subunit. The record is from RefSeq and is a predicted model, not a curated record. Gene Ontology annotation, cellular component: nucleus. Lineage: Eukaryota; Metazoa; Chordata; Actinopteri; Cypriniformes; Cobitidae. Gene Ontology annotation, molecular function: histone H4 acetyltransferase activity; histone H2A acetyltransferase activity; protein N-terminal-serine acetyltransferase activity.
AACCCCAAACCCUAUGUCGUCAUUUCCCCAAGACUCAGCGGCUGCAGCUAAUGCCCAAUGCUGCUGCUGAGAGGGAAAGAAAGAGUGAAGAGAGGGAGGGAGGAAAGGAGAAGAAGAUAAAGAAAGGAAGAGUAGAGCGCGGAAUUCACGUCCCCGCUUCUUGGCGCGAACCUGGCAGGAAAAUUUUAAAGAGAUCGACCGUAGCUAGAUGCUUAUUUUCUAGAUAGCUUUGUGUUAGUGCAGACUAGCUCGGUCGUUAGCAUUUUUAACAUUCUUUACCUCAAGCCCCAUCUCAUCUGUGAUCUCUUAACUUCUUUAAAGCAUUUAAGGGUACAGUAGUCGCGUCAAGGUGCUCAUAUAAAAAUCAUCACAAUGGGGAGAAAGUCAAACAGAGCAAAGGAGAAAAAGCAGAGAAGGCUCGAAGAAAGGGCAGCUAUGGAUGCAGUGUGUGCCAAGGUUGAUGCAGCCAAUAAGCUUGAAGAUCCCCUUUCUGCCCUUCCAGUGUUCAAAAAAUAUGACCGAAAUGGGCUAAACCUGGAGAUUGAAUGUAAACGGGUAGCUGCGUUAAGUCCAGACACAGUGGAGUGGGCCUUUGAUUUGACUAAAGCCAACAUGCAGACGCUAUAUGAACAGAGUGAGUGGGGGUGGAAGGAGAGGGAGAAAAAGGAUGAGAUGAAGGAUGAGAGGGCGUGGUACCUCCUGGCCCGGGAUGCUGACUCCACACCUCUAGCAUUUUCCCACUUUCGAUUUGAUGUAGAGUGUGGAGACGAGGUUUUGUAUUGUUAUGAAGUUCAGUUAGAGAGUAAAGUCAGACGGAAAGGCCUUGGGAAGUUUCUCAUCCAGAUACUUCAGCUUAUCGCAAACAGCACACAAAUGAAGAAGGUCAUGCUGACAGUAUUUAAACACAAUCAUGGGGCUUAUCAGUUCUUCCGGGAGGCUUUACAGUUCGAGAUUGACGAAACUUCACCCAGCAUGUCUGGUUGCUGUGGAGAUGACUGCUCUUAUGAGAUUCUGAGCCGAAGAACAAAAUAUGGCGAGGGUUCGGGACACGCGCACGGUGGCGGGCACUGUGGAGGCUGCUGUCAUUAAAAUGAAGCAAGCCUACUAGUAUUUUCUCUGAGCUUCCUCAUCCUCAUUCCCUACCCACAUAGAAAGCUCUUAUUACAGUCUGUCCUGAUCAUUACCACCGAUUUAAGGCCCCUUUAUGCUUGCUCCUGGUUUUAACCUAAACUCAUUUACCAUUUCACAUAGAUACGGUAUUCCAUUCUCAGUUUCAUUGAGGUUUAAAUGGCCACUGUGAACCAAAUGUGACUUCUCUCACCUCAGGUAUCAGCAUGGUGAGGCGCAGUUGUAUGUCUGAGUUGUACAUUCUGUUGACAUCCAAAAAAAAUUGUUUUUCCCAUACAGACUGUUGGUUGUUCCCCUCAGCUAUUUUAUUACCAUAGUAAGUGAAUGCAAGUGUUGGUCACAGUGGUUAUUAAAGCCAUGUAACUCUAUAUCACUUUUCAGGGUAAAUGUAUUUUAACAAAAGCUAAAGUUUGCUAAAAUAUCUUCAUACUUUAAGAAUCAGAAGACAAUGAAUGGUACUGUUUAUAAAAUUCGUAAUCACUGAACUGACACAGUCUGUCUCAGGUCAUUCAUCUUAAGCUUUUAAUACGGCUAUAUUAGGGAAUUGGUGGAUGAGGGUUAUGUUGUUUGUUUGCUAAGAGUUGGCAAGUUAGUUAUGGUGGACCUUUAGUAUAGAAUUAUUCUUUCAUUUUACUGUUUUUUAAUGUAUCAUUUUAUCAUGUUACUGUAUAUUUCCAUUUUCUUCACUGUAUAUAUAUAUAUUCUGUUUUCCAUGUACAUUUUAUUUGCCUUCACAAAUCAUUGGAAGAAUGAUAUACAGACUUUAAAAGUGACGAGAGUUGAGCGUUCCUGUCUUGUGCUCUUAUUGAAUUGAAAGAUUAUUACAGCUUUGUCAUGUGUUUGAUUUGUAUGCAACAAAUAAAGAAAUCUUGUUUGAA